AUGGAUCGGUGGAUUGUGUUUGUGUAUGGAUCGGUGGAUUGUGUUUGUGUAUGGAUCGGUGGAUUGUGUUUGUGUGUGAAUCUGUGGAUCAGUGGAUUGUGUUUGUGUGUGGCUCUGUGGAUUGUGUUUGUGUAUGGAUCAGUGGAUUGUGUUUGUGUGUGGCUCUGUGGAUUGAGUUUGUGUAUGGAUCAGUGGAUUGUGUUUGUGUGUGGCUCUGUGGAUGGUGUUUGUGUAUGGAUCGGUGGAUUGUGUUUGUGUAUGGAUCGGUGGAUUGUGUUUGUGUAUGGAUCAGUGGAUUGUGUUUGUGUGUAG
Candidula unifasciata is the source of this 312-nucleotide messenger RNA. NCBI's taxonomy places the organism in Eukaryota, Metazoa, Mollusca, Gastropoda, Stylommatophora, Geomitridae. The record is from the annotation of a GenBank genome assembly.